ACAAAAUCAACUUUUGACAAACAUUGUCAAACAUCAUUUUGUUUCGGAGUAUCAAAAAAAAAACGAAUGCUACCUUUGAUGAAGCGAAAACAUUAAUUUUUGUAAUUUAUUUGAAAAAGUUGUUCAAACAAUUAUAGCCGUUUGCACCGACUUUUUCUUAUGCGAUCAAUAAGCUAUUGGUCUCUUAAAGGACCCUUGCAUCAUUGGUUGGUUUGCACCGGUAUUUAGAGGCACUUUAUGAAUCUCUUAAAGCGCGAUUUGUUAAGUAUGCAAUUUCGGUUACUUAAAGCUCCAUUAGCUGUGUGGUUUUCAAGAUUUAUAGGUUAUAAUAAAGUUGACAGUGUAUGAUGAAGACUUUGAAAUUGGGGAGUUUCUUGAAUUUGGCUUUCCCAGAAGGUUCAAUGAAAGGCCAAAUUAUUAUGAAGAGAUGGACGAUUUGAAUUUUUUGAGGAGGUUCAGAUUAACUAAGCCAACUGUCAUGCAUCUUUUACAAGAAAUUGAAGGUCAACUAAAGUAGAUCCACAUAAUAGAUAGACCUCAAGUAAACAAACGAUUCGCGCUAACACCACCGCCUCGUCGUACAACAGGUGGACAAAGCAGCCCUCAUUGGUCAAUUCGUAAUCGAUCGCCCAUGCUACGUCGCCGAGUAGUUGAAGCACAGCAGGGCCUUGUUUACGUGAAGUCUAUCUGUUAUGUGGAUCUACAAUAGAAUACCCUGAUAAUAGGUGAUUCCUUGUAGUCAAUACCUAAUACCCAUUCACUCACAGUUGGCACAUCUUACUAGUUCCUUGUUUGUUAAAGAGGCAUAGCUUAAUAAAGCCAAAUUGCCAAAGAAGGUUUUCAAACUAUAUCUGCGCCUUAUUUGUUUUAGAAAUAACAGUUUGUCUCCAAUGGACCAACUGUUGUUAGCAUUACGGUUCUAUGCAAGCAGUGGGCAUUUAGUCCAAGUAGCAGACUUUAUGAACGUGCAUGUAUCCAGCGCAAGUCGUAUUGUGGCCCAUGUUUCCAGGGUAAUUGCAGCUUUACGACCCCAAAAAGUUAAAAUGCCUAUACCAACAGAGCAUGUCCAGGCCCAAAAUGACUUCUACAACAUUGCUAGAUUUCCAAAGACUGUGGCUGCUAUUGAUUGUACUCAUGUGAAAAUUCAGUCACCUGGUGGACACAAUGCAGAAGUCUAUAGAAACAGAAAAUCAUUUUUUUCAAUCAAUGUGCAGUGUCUUACGGAUACCAACUUAAAGUUUUUGGAUGUUGUUGCUCGCUGGCCUGGAGCAACUCAUGACUCAACAAUUUUUGCUAACUCGACUAUCAGGGCAAGAUUUGAGGCUGGACAAUUUCCAGGUUGUUUAAUUAUAGGGGAUAGUGGGUAUCCACUAAAAAAUUAUCUUAUGACACCCAUAGCGAAUCCUAAUACUUGAGGAGAACAACUUUAUAAUGAGGCCUUAAUUCGCACCAGAAACAGUAUAGAAAUGGUUUUUUGAAUCUGGAAACGUAGAUUCCCAGUAGUUGCAUAUGGGCUUCGAUUGAAAACUGAAACUAUAUUGGCCCUUAUAGUCGCUACUACUGUGCUGCACAACAUCGCAAGAGACAUGAAUGAUCCGGAUCCUCCAGUUCCUGAAGAUUUGAAUGAGGAACAAUUAGAUUAUUUGAUUGAAAUGGGGGCUGAAGGAGGAGCAGUGAACAGUGUACAACAGGAAAUAAUUCGUUUUUUCAAUCAAUUAUAAUCCUGAACAGAUUAUUUUCUAAAUAAAAGUGAAUAUUAAAAUUGAA
This is a messenger RNA of Acanthoscelides obtectus, 1767 nucleotides long. NCBI's taxonomy places the organism in Eukaryota, Metazoa, Arthropoda, Insecta, Coleoptera, Chrysomelidae. The record is from the annotation of a GenBank genome assembly.